AAAAAGCGAACGCAAACAGCGAUAGAGAGAUGAAGUCGAAGAAAUGUGCACUCAGGCCAGUUGGGCAACGCUCAAUUGAUUCUACUUUCCUCUUCCGUGACUCCAAUCGGUCGAGUGAUUGUAAGAGAAACGUCGAAAUCAAAGCUCCCACUCAAAAGGGUUCGCAGCUUUCGUUCUCCGAUUUCCUUAACAAGAAGUUGCACAGAGGUUCUGUGCUACCCUCGUCGGUUCAGGUGAAAGAGGAGCCUUGUUCAUCUCAAUUAAGUGAUGAACAUUUAAUUAAGAGUAAUAUAAAGAAAGGAAGGGAAGCAGGGGCAAAGUUCUCAAUCGGUGAUGCUUUCGAUUUGUUCAAGAAUGUUAAAAACGAAAAAGAUGAUACGAGGAAUUCUUGUCCGACCGACAAGACUGAGGUUAUUGACAUCGAUGAAUUUAAGCAAGCACGAAAGAGAAGGAAUGUAUUCGAAGGUGAGAAUCAAGAAAAGCCAUGUUCGCGGAAGCGAUUAGCGGUUCUUGGAGAGGAUUCGAAACCAGUGCAAUGUUCGAGAAGGAAGGCUUUUGCCACUCAUGAGGAAACUAAACCUCUUUUCAAUCAUUAUGGGAAUGGGCGGGGUUGGUGGAGCGAAGAUAUGGAAGGCGUUGAUAACGAAGAAGUUGGGUGCACCAACUCGUGGGAAGGAGUGGGGUCCACCACACUUGGAGGAAUUGAGUGGCAUUAGUUCGACUCGGCUUUAGUGGCGACGAACUGAUUUCUCACUUUGCACGUUUCACUGUGUGUUUUCGUUUUUGUUUUUUCUGUUUGAAGAUAAAGAAGUUGAUUGAUGAUGUUCUUGAAUAGAUUUUGGAGGAACAAUAUUAGAAAGAAAAGAACUUUGUAAUUUUAAAUGCAAGGUGAAUUCUCUCAUAUUUGUUUGU
Messenger RNA from Erythranthe guttata (spotted monkey flower), 912 nucleotides. RefSeq names its product RNA-binding protein. NCBI's taxonomy places the organism in Eukaryota, Viridiplantae, Streptophyta, Magnoliopsida, Lamiales, Phrymaceae. The record is from RefSeq and is a predicted model, not a curated record.